Molecule: messenger RNA, 1176 nt
Organism: Aphanomyces astaci
Lineage: Eukaryota; Oomycota; Saprolegniomycetes; Saprolegniales; Verrucalvaceae
Exons: 6
Coding region: 1-1176 (391 amino acids)
Biological process (GO): protein ufmylation
Cellular component (GO): cytoplasm; cytosol
Molecular function (GO): UFM1 activating enzyme activity
Source: RefSeq, a predicted model, not a curated record
AUGCGCGACGAGAAAUCCCAUGACGACAGCCUUCACGACCAAGUGGCGCAACGUGUAAAUCGAUUGCGUAUGUCUGUCAAGGAGCUCUCUCACGGUACCCUCAAACAAAUCCUUGUCUUGUUGCUCAAGUUCAUUGAAGCGGUACGAGUGCUCAAGAGCUGCGAGCACCCGAUGCGCCCAGACGUCGACAGCGGGCUGUUGGAUGAGCGCGAAGGUCCUCUUAGUCGAAUGCUGUCCAACAACGAUCGCGGAGUCGUGAAAGAGGUCGAGCGCCUCCAAGACAUGUCCAUUGUUGUCGUGGGUCUCAACGGCAUGGGCUGCAUGAUUGCCGAGACGUUCUGUCGGAGUGGUAUUGGAGCCAUUUACCUGUGCGACAACUCGAACGUGUUCAAAGCGGACUUGGGCCGCAUGUUCUUUCGACCAGACAACGUCGGGUAUACGCGGAUGGGCGAAGUCGAGUCGGCCCUCCACGCCAUCAACCACGACGUGCACGUCGAGCAGGUGCACAUCGACUGCUUCGAGUCAUGUCGCGGCCUAGACACGACGCUGCUGCACCGUCCUCCUUCCCGCCAGCCCCUACCGCCUCGUCCUCCCACUUCCCCGCUGCCGACAUCCCCACCGCCUCUUCUCAUGUUUCUUUGUGUGGAGGACUUGGUUCUAACCAGCAACGUCAAUGAAUGGGCUCUUGAAAACAACGUGCCGUUGGUGCACGCCACCAUGGGCCCCGACGGACUCUCCGGCUUGGUCGUCACGUCCAUUCGCGGCAAGACGCGCUGUUUAAACUGCUAUCAGUCAUCGCCCGCGUCGUCGUCGUCGUCGCAAAGCCCCCGGCGGACGUCGCUGGACUCGACGUUCGCGAAGCCACUCGUGAAGAAAGUGCUUCCCAUCCUUCCUGCCAGUUCGCCUUGUUUGCCCAUGUUUGAGUCCAUCGUCGCCGGCAUCGCAGCGCACAAUGCGCUCAAACACUUGCUUGGGUUUGGCACGGUCGUGCCUUGUAUCCGAUACUAUGGCCUCCAGGAAAGCAUCGACCACUCCGUCAUUCCGCCGUCCUCAGUGCCUAGAACAUCAGAUGGCUCGAAUAGCGGUACUCUCCAGUGCACGAGCCCCCUCUGCCGCGAACACAACCACGCAUUGUUGGCUACGAACCCGCGACAUCGAAAAGAUAAUUCGAGCUAA